Messenger RNA from Enhydra lutris kenyoni (northern sea otter), 2139 nucleotides. RefSeq names its product solute carrier organic anion transporter family member 1C1. The record is from RefSeq and is a predicted model, not a curated record. Gene Ontology annotation, molecular function: bile acid transmembrane transporter activity; protein binding. Bases 1 to 2139 code for a protein of 712 amino acids. Gene Ontology annotation, cellular component: membrane. Gene Ontology annotation, biological process: sodium-independent organic anion transport; bile acid and bile salt transport; transmembrane transport. The transcript has 14 exons. Lineage: Eukaryota; Metazoa; Chordata; Mammalia; Carnivora; Mustelidae.
AUGGACACUUCAUCCAAAGAAAAUAUCCAGUUGUUCUGUAAAAGUUCGAUGCAACCUGUUGGGCGACCUUCCUUUAAAAAAGAAUAUUCUUCCUCAAAGGAGAAGCAAGGAUGCUGUGGCGAACUGAAGGUAUUUUUGGGUGCCUUGUCUUUCGUCUACUUCGCUAAAGCAUUGGCAGAAGGCUAUCUGAAGAGCACCAUCACUCAGAUAGAGAGAAGAUUUGAUAUCCCUUCUUCACUGGUGGGAGUUAUUGAUGGUAGUUUUGAAAUUGGGAAUCUCUUAGUUAUAACAUUCGUAAGCUACUUUGGAGCCAAACUUCACAGACCAAAAAUAAUCGGAACAGGGUGUCUAAUCAUGGGAGUUGGAACAUUGCUUAUCGCACUGCCUCAGUUCUUCAUGCAGCAGUACAGAUAUGAAAAGUAUUCUCCUUUCUCUAAUUCUACUCUCAGCCUCUCUCCAUGUCUCUUGGAGUCAGACAGUCAGUUACCUCUCUCGGUUAUAGAAAAACCACAAUCCAAAAGAAAUGAUGAAUGUGAAAUGGAUGCCAGCUCUUCCAUGUGGGUUUAUGUUUUCCUGGGGAACCUUCUUCGUGGAAUUGGGGAAACUCCGAUUCAGCCUCUAGGCAUCGCCUACCUUGAUGAUUUUGCCAGUGAAGAUAAUUCCGCUUUCUAUAUUGGGUGUGUGCAGACGGUUGCAAUUAUAGGACCAAUCUUUGGCUUCCUGCUAGGCUCACUAUGUGCCAAACUGUAUGUUGACAUUGGCUUUGUAAACCUAGAUCACAUAACCAUUACUCCAAAGGAUCCCCAGUGGGUAGGAGCCUGGUGGCUGGGUUACCUAAUAGCAGGAAUUGUAAGUCUUCUCGCAGCUCUGCCUUUCUGGUGUUUACCAAAAAGUCUUCCGAGACACCGAAGUAAAGAGGAUUCCAGUUCCUCCUCUGAGAAAUCCAAGUUUAUUAUGGACGAUCAUACAGACUACCAAACAUCCCUUGGAGAGAAAUCAAAAAUAAUGGAAAUGGCAAGAGACUUUCUUCCGUCACUGAAGAAUCUCUUUGGAAAUCCACUGUACCUGCUGUAUUUGUGUGCCAGCACGGUUCAGUUCAAUUCUUUGUUUGGAAUGGUGACCUAUAAACCCAAGUACAUCGAGCAGCAGUAUGGGCAGUCAUCCUCCAAAGCCAACUUUGUUAUCGGACUCAUCAACAUACCUGCAGUGGCCCUUGGAAUAUUCUCUGGGGGGAUAGUUAUGAAAAAGUUCAGGAUCAGUGUGUAUGGAGCUGCAAAACUCUACUUGGGAUCGUCUGUUCUUGGGUACCUCCUAUUCCUUUCCCUGUUUGCACUGGGCUGUGAAAAUUCUGAUGUGGCAGGAAUAACUGUCUCCUACCAAGGAACCAAACCUGUCUCUUAUCAUGAACGAGCUCUCUUUUCAGAUUGCAACUCAAGAUGCAAAUGUUCAGAGACAAAAUGGGAACCUGUGUGUGGUGAAAAUGGAAUCACAUAUGCAUCGGCAUGUCUUGCUGGUUGUCAAACCUCCACCAGGAGUGGAAAAACUCUUAUAUUUUAUAACUGCACCUGUGUGGGGAUUGCAGCCUCAAAGUCAGGAAAUUCCUCAGGCAUGGUGGGCAGGUGUCAAAAAGAUAAUGGAUGUCCCAAAAUGUUUCUGUAUUUCCUUGUCAUUUCAGUCAUCACGUCCUAUACUUUAUCUCUAGGUGGCAUACCUGGAUACAUACUGCUUCUGAGGUGCAUUAAGCCACAACUUAAGUCUUUUGCCCUGGGUAUCUACACCUUAGCAAUAAGAGUUCUUGCAGGAAUCCCAGCUCCUGUGUAUUUUGGAAUUUUGAUUGACACUUCAUGCCUCAAAUGGGGAUUUAAAAGAUGUGGAAGUAGAGGCUCCUGUAGAUUAUAUGAUUCAAAUGCUUUCAGACAUAUAUAUCUGGGACUUACUGUGAUGCUGGGUACAGUGUCCAUUUUCCUAAGUAUUGCAGUACUUUUCACUUUAAAGAAAAAUUGUGUUUCAAAACAUAGAAGCUUCAGAACCAAGACAGAAGGAACAAUGGUGUCUACAAGAAUCAGGAAGGAAAAUUGUACUACAAGUGAUCAUUUACUACAACCCAGCUGCUGGCCAGGCAAGGAAACACAGCUUUAA